Messenger RNA from Lasiosphaeria miniovina, 1245 nucleotides. Its product is annotated as glycosyltransferase family 32 protein. Gene Ontology annotation, biological process: mannosyl-inositol phosphorylceramide biosynthetic process. Lineage: Eukaryota; Fungi; Ascomycota; Sordariomycetes; Sordariales; Lasiosphaeriaceae. The coding region runs from base 247 to 1245 and encodes 332 amino acids. Gene Ontology annotation, molecular function: mannosyltransferase activity. The transcript has 3 exons. The record is from RefSeq and is a predicted model, not a curated record.
AAGCGGCUUUCACGGCGCUGCACUCUCAGUUAAUUACGGGCAGCUUCACUUCCACUGGGGUGCCACCGCUUGGUUAUCCCCAUUUGUUCACCAGGAAAAAAAGCUUAUGCCCUGCAUCCCCGUCUUGGCGUCCCGCCUGUUGGAACUGCUCUGGAUGCCUUCUUCUUCUCCCGAUUCCCGUUCUUCGUUUCGUCCGGUCACAUUCCUCUUCUCCCCCCCCAUGAUAUCAUAACCCAGAAUUAAAGUAUGGGGGUAAUACAUCGUCCAGCGCGUGUGCACCGCGCACACCCCGUGCUCUUCACGUGUGGAACCGCCCUCCUCUUCCUCGCCCUCUUCUGUGCACGCCAUGUCCUCUACGACUCCUGGACGCUAGCCGCCCUCCCCUUCAAGUGGUUCACCUACUCGGACCGCUUCCUCCUCUCCGCCGAGGCCGACGGCUUCGAUCUCACCUUUGCCAACUACAGCAAGCACCAGGUCAGCGCUGCGCCCUUUGAGGAUCGCGUCCCGCCCGUCCUGCACCACAUCUCGCUCGGCACUGGCGCCGCCGCCCACUCGCGAUGGAUGACCGUGCGCCAAGACUGCCUCGACAUACACCCGGGCUGGGAGGCGUUUCUGUGGACGGAUGAAACGGCAAACACCUUCGUCCGCGACCACUAUCCCGAGCUCAAGGACAUGUGGGAGUCGUACCCGUACCCCAUCCAGAAAAUCGACGCGCUGCGCUACAUGGUACUAUACCACUAUGGAGGAGUCGUUUUAGAUAUGGACCUGCAGUGCAAGCGCGCCCUCGGGCCGCUACGUCGAUUCGAGUUCGUUGCCCCCGAGGCCCACCCCGCCGGCUUCUCGAUCGGGUUCAUGAUGGCGAGUAAGCGCAACGAGUUUGUCGGCAACCUGGUGGCCAACCUGCGGCGGUACAACAGGCGCUGGAUAUUCCUGCCGUAUCCCACUGUCAUGUUCAGCACGGGGUGCCACUACGCAUCCACCAUCCACGCCUUCCAGCGCGACCGAUCGACGCUGAAGAUCCUCGCCGGCACCAAAGACAACUUCCGGAUGCACAGCCUGAACGGGCCCGUGUCGACCCCGAUAUUCAACCACCUCGGCAGCUCGUCGUGGCACUCAUACGACGCCGCCCUGAUCGUCACGCUGGGCAGGUCGUGGCGGCUGCCCGUGAUACUGGUCGGCGGGGUGGCCGUCGCCUUCUUCGUCGUCAGGCGGACAAAGAGGAGGAACAUGCUGCUCAAAGGAUAG